Messenger RNA from Dichotomopilus funicola, 771 nucleotides. RefSeq names its product metal binding domain of Ada-domain-containing protein. The record is from RefSeq and is a predicted model, not a curated record. The transcript has a single exon. Gene Ontology annotation, biological process: DNA repair; regulation of DNA-templated transcription. Gene Ontology annotation, molecular function: methyltransferase activity; DNA-binding transcription factor activity; sequence-specific DNA binding. Lineage: Eukaryota; Fungi; Ascomycota; Sordariomycetes; Sordariales; Chaetomiaceae. The coding region runs from base 1 to 771 and encodes 256 amino acids.
AUGGCCGGUCAUUUCUUCAGGGACGACGCUGCGCGGUGGCGUGCAGUCCAGGAGCGCGACCCAACAGCAGAUGGGGCCUUUGUCUACUCGGUCAAAACCACAAAAAUUUAUUGCCGACCAGUCUGCAAAGCAAGGCUCGCGAGACGCGCCAACGUCCGCUUCCAUGACAAUCCCAGAGAAGCGGAGCAGGACGGCUUCCGCGCUUGUAAACGUUGCAAGCCAAAUACCUCAGGGGGGAUGCCAGAAGAGGCCGCAAUUGCCAAAGUUCGCGCCAUGGUCGACCGCGAGUUGGUCGCCAUCCAGCAAUCUCCAGAGAGCAACAGGCUGCCAGCCACCCUUGCGAGCUUGGCGAAAAGGGCAAACUUGUCAAAGUGGCAUUUCCACCGUGUCUUCAAGGACACGAUAGGCAUGACGCCGAUUGAGUGGAUGAAAGGACAGGAGGCCCGUUAUAGCCCGGGCCUGAAUCUAGGCAGGCAGCAUCUGUCGGGGCUUUUGACACUACAAGACACAAACUCGGGUUCCGCUACUCCACAACCGAUCGACUUGAGCGACCCGACCCAGGGGUCUAAGGUCACGGAUUCUGCUUCUCCCUCUGUCUCUGGUCCUGAUCUUUUGUCUUGGGGCAUGGACAGCUUCUUCGAGUUCCCAGCAAUAGACGGGUUGGCGGAUCUGCCUGGGGUGGAGAAUUGGACACUUGAUAUGGACGAUGUUGACAUGAGUACCUUUUUAGAUUGUCAUUUUUCGGACGCUCCCGGUUCACUGCCUAAGUAG